AUGCGACUUCCUUUGCCGCCGCCCUUUGCGGGCGAUGCCGCUGACGGCAGGAAGCAAGGAGCGGCUGUAGCGGCCGGUCGUCGCGGAAACGCCGCCGGUUGUAGCGCAGCUCGUAAGCGUAACAUAUCGGCUCCUCCUGACUCGUCUCAUUCGCAGCAUUUGCUACAGCUGCCCGCGUGGCUACAGGAUCUGCUGCAGCAGCAAGAGCGGUUAUUAGCUAGAAUCCAGGGCGACCCGCUUAGUUCCUAUUCCAUGACCGCCUCGUCCUCCUCUCAUUCUUCUCCGUCUUCUUCCCUUUCAGAAGCCGGUCCUCCCGCCACCACUGCGGGUUCCCUCGCGACCGCAACGCAUCACCUGCCAUUUGCUAAAAUGCUUCGACCGCCGCGCUUCUCCAAUCCCUUCGCCGCGCUCCCUAUCCCCGGAGGCUCGUCUUCCGCCGUCUCCGCUGCUUCCCCCGCCUCCGCCUCCGCUUCUCGCCCCUCUGCCUCCGCCCCGUCCGCCUCUCAAGAAAAAUAUGCGCAGCCGACCAUCGCGCCGCCAGACCCGGCGCCUGCGGCGACGAGCUCUAAGGCGCUGAUCCUGCUGCCGCGCCAGCGCCUUCUCUUAGUUCCCGCCGCCGACUCGACCCCGGCUACUACCGCUGACGUCAUCACUGUCGUCGAGGAAGGUUCGCGGAAGGACCCUAGAGUGGAGCCUAUUCCAGGUCCGGACUCCGGCUCGGGUCCUUCCGCCGUGAUUCCCGGUCCGAGCGUCGUAACCUGGUCGAAGCUCGCCGGGUGGCGGGUCGAGCUCCCGCCGAACCUACCGGACCUGACGAAGCUUCGUCCAGACAUUGAGAAGCUUCGGCCGGCGCUCGAGGCGCGUGUGCAGCACACGCUGUCGCACGUUCCGUUUCGGGAGCUGCUGGAGGAGAUUCAGCAGUGGAGCAAGGCGCGCGGGGGGAUCGGCGGGUGGGCGGAGGGGGGCGCGCGCGGAGCGCGGCGGUACCCGAACAAGCAGAAACUUUCCCCCUCCCCCCUUUCGUCCCUCUUCCCCUCGGCGACCCCCCUCCCUUCCACAACCCAUAGGGACCUCGCUUGUUCACGGGAGCCCAGAGUUGGGCAAGGGCGGGGACGGGCAGGCCGGCUCCUGUUUGCCGACUUGGACAAGAAGGAUGGGGACGGGCAGGUGAAGCUGGAGGACUUGGAGAGAGCACCCAGCGCCGGCGCCUGCUUGUCUUCCCCCGUCCCUCCAAUCCCAACCUCCCCAAUUCUCCCCCACCCCCCUCACCCAUCAGGCCGGCGGCUGUUCGCUGAGUUGGACAAGGACGGGGACGGGCAGCUGGACAAGGAUGGGGACGGGCAGGUGAAGCUGGAGGACCUCGAAAGGGCGCUCAAGAGACGCCGCCUGCCAGCAGCGCACGCCCGCCCGCUGCUCAGACGCCUCCGGCGCCACUGGCUGGCCUCUUCCUUCGGGUGGGAGGAGUUCCAGUCGUUCAUGGAGGCCAAGGAGCCCGCCAUGCUGCGAGCGUUCACUUCGCUGUGUGUGGGGUCGUCAGGGACACUGCAGAAGGGACAGGUGUUCGCCUCACUGGAAAAGGCGGGUCUGCCGGCAACAGAGAGCAACGUGCGGGCAAUGAUGCGGUUCCUAGAUGCACACGAGUCCGGCCACGUCACCUAUGGGGACUUUCGGAACUUUCUGCUGCUGCUGCCGCCCGAACGGCUGCAGGGGAGCGACCCCAGCAUGGUGUGGUACGACGCGGCCACCAUGGUUCCCAUGGCGCCGCCCGCUGCCACGUCAGCGCCAGCUGGCAGCGUGAUCAAAUCUGCGCUGGCGGGCGGGCUUGCCUCGGGAUUGUCGACCUGCCUCAUGCACCCCUUGGACACUAUCAAGACGCGGGUACAAGCCUCCUCAGCCUCGCUUUCAGAGGUGGUGCGAUCGGUGCCAUCCAUCGGCAUCCAGGGAUUGUACCGGGGAGCGCCGCCUGCCAUCCUGGGACAGUUUGCCAGCCAUGGGGUGCGCACGGGCGCGUACGAAGCUUCCAAGAUGCUUCUCACGAGCAUGCUGCCCAACCUCACAGAAUACCAGGUCCAACCAGUGGCUUCGCUCUGCUCCACAGUGCUGGGCACUGCCCUGCGCAUUCCCUGCGAGGUGCUGAAGCAGCAGCUGCAGGCAGGGCUGUACAGCAGCACAGGCGCGGCGCUCAAGGCGACGCUCAAGGAGGGCGGGGUGAAGGGGCUGUUCCGAGGCACCACCGCCACGCUGUGCCGAGAAGUGCCCUUCUACGUGUUUGGCAUGCUGAUUUACCUGCAAGUCAAGCGGGUCACUCGCCAUGUGCUGCGCAGGGAGCUCGCCCCCUGGGAAACCCUCCUCCUGGGCGGCUUCUCGGGCGGCAUGGCAGCGAUCGCCAUCACGCCAUUUGAUGUCAUCAAGACGCGCAUGAUGACGUCGCCGCCCGGGGCGGCAGCGGCCGGCAUGCUGACAGUUGGCGCGAAUCUAUUGGCCACGGAGGGGGUGGGGGCGCUGUAUAAGGGCUGGCUGCCGCGGUUCUUCUGGAUUGCUCCCCUUGGAGCGAUGAACUUUGCUGGGUAUGAGCUGGCGAAGCAGGCGAUAGAUGAUGUGGGGGAGGAGGGAAAAGAGGCGUAG
Messenger RNA from Closterium sp. Naga37s-1, 2625 nucleotides. The record is from the annotation of a GenBank genome assembly. Lineage: Eukaryota; Viridiplantae; Streptophyta; Zygnematophyceae; Desmidiales; Closteriaceae.